This is a messenger RNA of Dendronephthya gigantea, 1576 nucleotides long. RefSeq names its product tyrosyl-DNA phosphodiesterase 1-like. Lineage: Eukaryota; Metazoa; Cnidaria; Anthozoa; Malacalcyonacea; Nephtheidae. Gene Ontology annotation, cellular component: nucleus. The record is from RefSeq and is a predicted model, not a curated record. Gene Ontology annotation, biological process: double-strand break repair; single strand break repair. The transcript has 17 exons. The coding region runs from base 7 to 1557 and encodes 516 amino acids. Gene Ontology annotation, molecular function: double-stranded DNA binding; 3'-tyrosyl-DNA phosphodiesterase activity; single-stranded DNA binding.
UUUUAUAUGAGUGAAAAAAGCGAGAUGAGUGAAAAAAGAAAAAGAGAAAAUGAACUUGAAAAGCCAGUGUGCAAAUACGGUGAAAAAUGUUAUAGGAAAAACCCAGUUCAUCUUGAAGAGUACUUUCACCCAGAAAAAUUGGAACAAAGGCAAGAACGGAAAAGGAUGAAAGUCAAUGAACUGGAAGAGGGGACCACAAGUUUUGAAGAUAAAUCAGAAAAAACACAAAUUGUCCCAUUUUUGUUAACAAAAGUUAGAAACAUCCCAGAAAGGUUUAACACAAGUACAAUAGCUGUUGGGCUGAGAGAUAUUUUGUCAUCCAAAAUGGGAGAUUUACAAGCCUCAGUACAGUUCAAUUACAUGUUUGAUAUUCCUUGGUUAAUCGACCAUUACCCUUCAGACAAGAGAUCAAAGCCAUUACUCAUUGUCCAUGGUGAUCAACGUGAGAAGAAACGGGAGCUUGAAAGAGAAGCAGAGCCAUUCCCAAAUGUUCAACUUUUCCAGGCAAAACUUUUAAUCUCUUUUGGGACACAUCACAGUAAAAUGAUGUUACUGUUGUAUACGGAAGGGCUACGUGUGGUCAUCACUACGGCAAAUCUUAUCCAUUCAGAUUGGGACCAGAAAACACAAGGGGUGUGGAUAAGUCCCUUGUUUCCGAAAUACUCCCGAGAAAACCAAAACGUGAUGGAGCCAUUGCAAUUUCAAAAAGAUUUAAUGAGUUAUUUGCAUCAAUACGGUCCUGGGCCGUUGAUGGAAUGGAAACAGCAUUUGGCAGAACAUGACAUGUCGAAGGCAAGGGUUCGUCUCAUAGCGUCAGUGCCAGGGAGACAUGUUGGUACAAAUAAGGAUAGAUGGGGUCAUCUGAAGCUGAGAAAGCUGUUGCAGCAGUAUGGUGAGUUUGAUGACGUCAAUUCUUGGCCUGUGAUUGGUCAGUUCUCCAGUAUCGGUUCUCUUGGGCCAGAUAAAUCGAACUGGCUUUGUUCCGAGUGGUUGAAGAGUUUAUCGACAAGUAAAAACGAGGCGUCUUCGACUCGGCAUAGUCCAAAUUUACAUCUGGUAUUUCCUUCAGUUGAAGAUGUAAGGACAAGCUUAGAAGGUUACAUUGCCGGAGGAUCUCUUCCCUACAGUUUGAAAACCGCGUCUAAACAGCCAUAUCUGCAAGAGUUCUUCUGUCGUUGGCAAAGUGAAAGUUUGGGCCGAAGUCGCGCCUCGCCUCAUCUCAAAUCCUAUGCAAGAAUAUCACCAGAUCUAACCAAGGCCGCUUGGUUUAUUAUGACAAGUGCGAAUCUUUCAAAAGCUGCCUGGGGAGCAUUGGAAAAGAGCGGUAGUCAACUCAUGAUCAGAUCUUACGAGAUUGGCGUUCUGUUUUUACCUCAAGAUUUUGAUCAUUCGGAAAAGUUUUUUCAUUUAGCUAAGAAUCAUGCAACAUCAAAUGGUUUUGUCUUGAAGAUACCAUACGAUCUACCAGUGAUCCCAUACACUGAUAAAGAUCGACCCUGGGUUUGGGACCGUCAAUACGAGCGACCAGAUGUUCACGGACACCGAUGGACUCCAUGAUUUACCUUGUGAUAUUAGG